ACUAUCAGCGCAAACUCAUGGACCGAUGCUGGCCAUGCAGUUAAUCAGCUGUAUGAUCUACUGUACAUGAUGGGUCGUGAUGACAUAGCAGUUGGUGUUGGAGGGGAGGGUGGUAUGUCAGAUGACGGUAGGAUUUAUCCCAAUGUUGGUGGCUAUUUCGCGAUAAUUGAGCAGGAAAUGUCAACAGUGGGGGGAUGUCGAUACCGACAGACGAUUCCGCAGGGAGGAAAUGGACGAUUGGAUGUCAACACCAACUAUGGAAUCAGACGAGCAUUUCUUCCUCAGGGCAACAGGAGAUACUCCCCUCUUCGACAACCAACGACUCAGCAAGUGAUGAUUGACACAAUAGCUGCUGGACCGACGACUGUCUUCCUUAUUGGCACACACACGAACUUUGCACUGUUCCUCAUGAGCAAUCCGCAUCUGAAGAAAAACGUGGAGCACAUUUACAUAAUGGGUGGCGGUGUGCGAUCACACAAUCCCACUGGCUGCUGCCCUAAGAACAACACGCCAUGUGUGCCUCGACAAUGUGGCGAUCAUGGUAACAUGUUUACAGCUUACACCAUAGACCCAUAUGCCGAGUUCAACAUAUUCGGGGAUCCUUUUGGCGCAUAUAAGGUCUUGCAUUCUGGUAUCCCUAUCACCCUUGUGCCGCUUGAUGGAACCAACACAAUACCGAUCACUGAGCACUUCUUCAAGGCAUUUGAGCAGCAGCAGAACACUUACGAGGCAAAGUACUGCUUCCAAUCUCUGAAACUUGCUCGGGAUACUUGGUUUGACAACCAAUUCUACACGUGUUACUUUAUGUGGGAUUCUUUUAUGUUUGGUGUGGCACUCUCGAUUAUGCGCAAUGGUGAGAAAACGAAUGGUGAGAAUGAUUUUGCUGAGAUGGAAGUGAUGAAUGUAACUGUUGUUACAUCCAAUGAACCAUAUGGCGUUCAUGACGGAUCAAAUCCGUUCUUUGAUGGACGUGCGACGCCUAAGUUCGACUUACUGGAAGGUGGUGUACAUAGUGGUCAUGUUCAGACUGGACUUGAUGAUCCUUUUUGUGUAAGGAAGGGGAGCAUUAAAGGGAAAUGCCAGGAUGGAUACACUAAAGAAGUGCAAGGUCCUGGUUCGGCUGCUGUACUUGUUGCGAUGAAGGCAAAACCUAAUAGAAAUGCUAACAGCCCACUUGAUAGAGAGUUCUUCAACAGCUUCCUGGAGGUUCUGAAUCAUCCUGCACACUCAGGCCGCUUCAACUUCACUGACCAGUUCCCUCACUACAAAGAAAUUAUGUACAAACCUGGUUUCAGAAAUCGGAUUAGAGGAAAGCCCGUCAUAUUUGACAUGGACAUGAGUCCAGGUGAUUUUGUUGCUCUCCUGUGUCUCCUGAAAGUAGACAUAGAAACAAUUGACCUCAAGGGGAUACUAGUGAGUGGGAAUGGUUGGGCAAAUCCAGCAACAAUAGAUAUUAUCUAUGAUGUUCUUCAUAUGAUGGGCCGUGAUGACAUUCGAGUAGGACUGGGUAAUGUCACUGCGCUAGGAGCCCCUGACCUCGGUUGUGAAUACGUCAAGGCUAUACCACAUGGUUCUGGGGGGCUUCUUGACACCGACACGCUUUUUGGACUAGCCCGGAUGUUGCCAAGAAGCCCCAGAAGGUAUACAGCAGAAAAUUCAGUGAAAUAUGGUGCUCCAAGGGAUACUGCUCACCCUGAGCUCAGGCAGCCAUUGGCUUUUGAAGUAUGGCAACAUGUUACAGAAGAACUCAAAUCUAAUAACAAGAUAACCGUCCUAACAAAUGGUCCUCUCACAAACAUAGCUAACAUCAUUCUGUCUGACACAAACGCAAAAUCGACAAUCGAGCAAAUUUAUAUAGUCGGCACCCACUUGGCUGAUGGAGAUGGAGAAGAAGGCAAUCUGUUUACCGUCCCGUCAAAUAAGUUAGCUGAGUUCAACUUCUUUCUUGACCCUAAAGCUGGCAAGAUAGUUGUAGAAUCUGGUUUAGACAUUACCCUCAUUCCUCUGAGAGCUCAGCGCCAGGUGUCUUCUUUUGAAGACGUCCUAAAAUCACUACGUUUUGCUGAGAAGACUCCUGAAUCGUCAUUUGUGUAUCAGUUGCUGCUGUUGAUGCAGAAGCUGCAAAAGGAACACCAUGCAUUCAGUCACAUUGAUAUGUUCCUCGGGGAGCUUCUGGGCGCGAUGUUCUUGGCUCAGCAAUCACAUCGUAAUUACUCAAUCACUGAGAGGGCUAUCAGUGUUCGUUACGGUCAUGUGAGCAUCGAUGGCCAAACGAUCCUUGACGAGACGAAUGGGAAGCUAGUGAAGGUAUUAGAUCAUCUCGAUUCAGAUGCUUAUUACACAGAGAUUGCGAAGCUGCUCGCUACCAAGAAGCAGUCUGCCAUUGUGGGUAGUUUUGAUGAGCAGAAAAGAACGUGGAGCAAAGGAAACUACAAAGAUCGCGAUUCCGGCCGGGUUCGUUAAAAAUAACAUAGCCUAAUGGAAAGCAGUAGCUCUUUUCCUUUCCUUUUUAAUCCCAAUGUGUCAAAGUUCACUGCAAGCAGCGUUGAGCUGCCUUAAGAUGUGCUGAAUUUGUACCUCCUGGGAGGAACCCGGGGUUACGCUGUAACGUCUUGGUCCAUUCUAACGAUGCGACGGGGGCAAAUGCCCUAAAAUUCUUAAAGAGAGAAACU
This is a messenger RNA of Phragmites australis (common reed), 2672 nucleotides long. Its product is annotated as nucleoside hydrolase 3-like. The transcript has 11 exons. The record is from RefSeq and is a predicted model, not a curated record. Lineage: Eukaryota; Viridiplantae; Streptophyta; Magnoliopsida; Poales; Poaceae. The coding region runs from base 67 to 2463 and encodes 798 amino acids. Gene Ontology annotation, molecular function: hydrolase activity, hydrolyzing N-glycosyl compounds.